AUGCCGCCGCAGCUAGAGCUUUUACCAAUCGAUCUGAAAAAAAAAAUCUCGCGACCGGUUGUCCCGAGAAAAAUCAUCCCCAAUCAUCGAUUCCCCCGAACCCUGCGCCAGAAACAACCCCCAACCAAAAUCCGAAAUCCAAAAUCGACAAAAAUGUGACAAUUCCAAUAAAAAAAAAAAAUGUGGAGAUCUUGGAGAUCAUGAUAGCCAAAUAUUGACAUCCAGUGAUAAUAAUCCGUCAAUUAUUCGAGUCAGACGUGCAUUUGUUGGUGAUCAUGACGUAAUCACGUCUGAUUCAUUUGGAUUUGGAAAUCGUGUGAUCAUUUUUAUUUAUUUAUUUAUUUUUUUUCAUUAGCUCUGGGGUUUGGUGAUGUGUUUGGUGAAGAUUAGGAGAUAGUGGAGGGCCUGAGGGUUCUGAGGCCAAGAGACUGUUCGAGGGAACGAUGCGGGGGCACAAGAAGAGGGCAACUCUGCCCAAUUGUUGCUCAUUGUUAUAGGGGUAUCUCUCAUGUAUUUACAUUUACGAUUUGAUUACUGGAAGGAGCACUCAGGAGAAAAAAAAAUAAAAAACCCAAACUGACUUCUAAUAUCUCCAGCAUAACCAUCACUGCCCCUCUUCAGCAACAUGGCGGAAGAAAAGGAAGAGACAUUCGCCGAGAAAAUGCUGUUUUACACAACCGCGUUCUUCAUCCUCCUUGGCACCUUCAGCCUCUUCGCCUUCCUCUUCUUGGUCCCCUUCGUUAUCGAUCCCGCAUUCACAACAAUUUCCAUGGAUUUUGACGAAAGACCUGCGGAAUGCGUCACCAUUGACGUCGAAUCAAGAAGAGGUGCGAGCAAUUGCUCAUGGACCUCGUGUAGAGAGGGUUGUACCAAGGAACUGUAUGACUGUACGCAAAUCCGCGUUAAUUACAAGUUACCUGUUAAUGUAACUGACGAAGAGAGGAUUGGUGGAGAUGAGGGCAGGGCGGGAGGAGGUGUCGAGGGUGACGAGGCCCGUUUGAAGAUGAGAUAUCAGCGUUCACCGAGGGAUUACAAUUACAUCGAGGAGCUUGAUGAAUUCGAUGAUGACGAUGAUCCCAGCCUGCCAAAACCACUUCCAACAGGUCUCAUGGGGAAUGACUCCGAGUGGUAUUUCACUGGUGCUAAGCUGUUCCCCAAUAUCAAAGGGUGUGGAUAUCCACCCAUUCUCAACUGCAGUAUUUUCUACAGGCAGUACUCGAAUAUUGGGCAUAAUUUUAGUUGCUACUACUCCAGGGUCGAUCCAGGAAUUGUCAUCAGUGAUCUGGACAUGUGGCAGGUCUACAUGAACCUCGUGUACGCAAUGGCGAUACCGAUUCCAUCGUUUAUUAUUUCGGUGAUAUACCUCACGGUUGCCUACUUCAAAAUUUACAACGAAGAGGAGGAAGCCCUCGUGGAGAAAGAUGGCGAUGAAGAAGGUGAAGAUGGUGAUGGUAGCAAUGCAACACCAUUACCACCAACUAGUGGAGCUAUUACACCAGGUAGUGAAGCAUUCCGAGAGGAUCUAGCCAGUUUUGGGCAUCAGCUGAAGGUUGCCAUGGCUGAUGAAGUCAGCAGAGAAAGCCUCGAUGGAAUUCCCAAUUCUAUUUCAGCACAGGGAAACUUGAGCAAGACGAUGACGACGAGUAUCUUGACUCCCCCUGGGCCGACGGCGGCAGUUUGAAACGACAUUUCCAGGGGCUGAAGAAUAUAUCCUGGAAGCCCCGCUAGAUCAUCACAUUGUCAGCAAAAAAUUUUUACAUCAGGUCACCGAUUCUAACCGUCAGGGUGAACCAGAAAAUGGCUCGACAAAAAAAAUGCUCAAUACAUUUUCUUCUUCAAUUCUUUUGCUCCUAAUUGAAGAAAAAAAAAAACAUCUGGUUCACUCCCGUGAAAUGAAUCUAAUAGCAAUAGAUGAAAAGAAAGAUAAUGGAAAAGAGAAUAGACUCGCCCUGUGGGAGCCACAAAGUAGGAUAAAUGUUAAUAAAAAUUUCUAAUUAUUAAUGAGAUCGACUAAACGAAUCGAGGUGAGAUAUUUAUUAAUUAUAAUGGAGAGGAUUAUAGAAAUUAUUCGCUUAUUGUGUUAUAUCAUGACGCAUUUACACGAUUGCAUUUUAGUAUUCGCCGUAAUACACUUUUCACCCGUCCUUGCGUUAUCAGAACACAAAAAUUGAAAUUUUCAAACAAGAUAAGACUUUGAGAUACUUCUAAAUCGAUGUGAACGCAGAAAGUUGCAUUUUUUGGUUAAAAUUUGAUAUAAUGAUGAAAUUUUAAAUCGAGUUGGCAUUAAUUAUUAUUCUGCAAAUAUCAGUGGACUGGAGGAGUUUAGAGGAAAAUUUUCUGGGUUAAUGAAUUUUUUCUCGUUGCGAUUGUCCUUUUUAUACUCCUUCUUUUUUUCUGGAGAUAUUAGCAGAAUAAUGAUGAUAUGAAUUUAUCUGUUAUCAGUCCGCAACAGAUCUCGAGUGCAAUUCUGCCAGAUAAUAUCGCCAAUGCUAGUUUAUUCUCUAUCGCCGUCCAAUCGCCGACCAGUUGCUGAUUCAUUAAUUUGUCAUGAUUCAUUUGCCAAAAGCUAUUGAUAAAUCAGAGUUUUACCUGAAUUAAAUUCAAAUCUCUGGUCUAACUAUUUUUGAAUCCCGCCAUUGGCUUCAGACUCAUGACUCAGAAAUCCCUGAAUUAUAAAAAGAAAAAAAUUCCUCGCAAUACUGAUAGAAACACCUGAAAUCCGUGGAAUAUGUUCUCCCAUAAAAGAAAAAAAAACCUCGACGCAAGAUAAAGCAUAUAAAAAAAUUGAUUGAAUUGUUUUUAUGAAUUAAGAACAAGGUGUCUGUGAUCUACAAUAAUUGAACAAAAAAAAGAAUAUGUAAAAAAAUAUUGACAAGUAAAAACAUAUAUUAUAAUAAUUGAUAAUGUAAAUUAAUUGAAGUUUGAAGUCCGACGUAAAAUAGUCUAUUGAAGUGGAGUCAUUCAUCUUGAGUCAGCAUGACGAUUUUUAUGCUGAUUAAACAAAGAUAAUUAAAAAAAAAUCUCAUGACAAAGUUAUAGAGGAUUGAAUCAAAUGUCUCGUUUAACCGAAAUAAAGGAGAAUUUUGUGAGAAUUUUGAAGAGAAAUUGCUAAGAAAUAAUUCAGGAGUUAAACCGUAAAACGGAGAGGUGAAAUAAAAAGUUUUUAUUGAAUGGGAAAAUUAUCUCGAGUACGAGUGAAUUCAAGAGAAAAUGAUAAAAAACAGCAGAAACUUUUUGCAAUUUUUUUUUUCGCGGAAAUCUGUCGGCCUCUGGAUAAUUUCAGUCGAAAAAUUUAUGAUUCAUCCGCGGCAGAUGCAAUUGCUGUCGAUAAACAAAUAAAUGAAUAAAUAAACAUCUUUUCACUGCUGCUAGUCUGUGCUGCAUUGCAAAGUGAAAGGGCGAGUGCUCGUUGCGCUGAAUCAAUUGCUAAAAUGAAAUCCAUAAAAGUUGCACUUUUCCAUCACAAAAUGGUCGAAUUUUAGGGAAUAAUUGAAUUAGUAGAAAUGAAAAAGAAAAAAAAAACACCAAUAAAUCAUUCCUUCCACCCGCUCCGGCCGUGUAAUUAAUUAUUCAUUUUGUUUCGACUGCGUUUCAUGUCAAAUUUGAAAAUGUAAUAUUCAUUACUUCGAUUUCGUUUGAUUUAAUCGGAUAAAUGAAUUGAUGAGUCGAUUCACAGAUAAAUAUUAUAAUGACGUAAUUUUUUUUACAAGACUUUAAUAAAACGCACCUAACAGCAAAUAAACAUAAACAAAAUGCCACCGCCACUGAGAAAAAUGAAAAAAAUAUAUGAAAUAAUUUUUGUACAGUUUUGGCACAUGCGACACGUGUAACUUCAUAUUUAUGUACAACACUCAUGAAUUUAAUUAAUUUAUUAAUUGUACAUGAUUUUUUACUGUUAAUUAUCAACGAAUAAUUGGAGUAUUUUUUUUUCAAGUGGAAAAACAUGUCGACGGCUUUUUUCUGCGAUUCAAUAAUAAAGUGUUGUCAAGCUUUUUA
Fopius arisanus is the source of this 3996-nucleotide messenger RNA. It is a transcript of the gene tipE, whose product is annotated as temperature-induced paralytic E. The coding region runs from base 626 to 1681 and encodes 351 amino acids. Gene Ontology annotation, biological process: regulation of sodium ion transport. Gene Ontology annotation, molecular function: sodium channel regulator activity. Lineage: Eukaryota; Metazoa; Arthropoda; Insecta; Hymenoptera; Braconidae. The record is from RefSeq and is a predicted model, not a curated record. Gene Ontology annotation, cellular component: plasma membrane. The transcript is spliced from 6 exons.